Cryptotermes secundus is the source of this 1269-nucleotide messenger RNA. RefSeq names its product 3-oxoacyl-[acyl-carrier-protein] reductase FabG. The transcript has 2 exons. Gene Ontology annotation, molecular function: oxidoreductase activity. NCBI's taxonomy places the organism in Eukaryota, Metazoa, Arthropoda, Insecta, Blattodea, Kalotermitidae. The record is from RefSeq and is a predicted model, not a curated record. Bases 286 to 1059 code for a protein of 257 amino acids.
UGCAAGUUAUUGCUUGUAUGAUUGUAAACAGCGCAGUUAAAUCGUUGGACUAAUUUGGAGACGAGCAUUAGUUUAUAAUCGACCUUACAAGGGAGAGCUUUCCUGGAAUAGCUGAAUUAUUCAUUAAUCCGUGGAAUAUUACUAGUAAAUUCGUGUUCAAUUAAAGCUGUUUAAUUCGUUGGGCGUGACAUUUACAAGAAACGGUUGUUGAAGAAGUAAACUGAAAAAGAGAAAAAAACGUACACGUUAGAUCCAUAACCGUACAAGACAAACGUCAGAUCAGCAAUGGCAUUUGGUGGGAAGGUAGUAUUAAUUACAGGAGCGAGUUCUGGAAUUGGUGCAGCUACUGCAGUGCAUUUCUCUCAAUUGGGAGCUAGUCUGUCACUUACUGGUCGUAAUACUGAAAACUUGAAUAAAGUUGCAGAUCAGUGUACUGUAUUGGAAGAUCAGCCAAAGCCAUUUCUUGUUACUGGUGAACUGACAAAUGAAGCAGACACAAAAAGAAUUUUGGACUCAACUGUUAAACACUUUGGUAAGCUUGAUGUUCUCAUCAAUAAUGCAGGAAUCUUGGAAGCUGGAGGAAUUGAGUCUACAUCAGUGGAACAGUAUGACAGGCUGUUCAACAUUAAUGUCAGGUCUGUGUACCAUUUAACAAUGUUGGCAGUUCCAUACUUAAUAGAGACCAAAGGAAAUAUUGUAAAUGUGUCUAGUGUGAAUGGAAUGAGGUCUUUCCCAGGGGUUUUGUCAUAUUGCAUGUCAAAAGCUGCUUUAGAUCAAUUCACUCGCUGUGUUGCUUUAGAUCUGGCUCCCAAGAAAGUGCGUGUUAACAGUGUAAAUCCAGGAGUUGUAGUAACUGAACUCCAGAAACGUGGAGGAAUGGAUUUGGAAGCUUAUGAGAAGUUUCUGGAACGUAGUAAGCAGACACAUGCAUUGGGUCGCCCAGGACAACCAGAUGAAGUGGCUCGAGCAAUUGCAUUUUUGGCCAGUGAUGAUGCAAGUUUCAUUACAGGAGAAACCUUGCCAGUGGAUGGGGGGCGACAUGCCAUGUGUCCUCGUUGAAGUAAUACUUAUAUCAUGUUAUAUAAUGAAUUAUAUGUAGGUAAAAAAUAAGCCGUGGGUUUGAUAAUUUGUUGGGAUAAUAUUUAAGUUUUAUUAUAUAAAUGUAUGGCCAUGAAUAUGAAAUUAUAAUCCAUAUUGUAGAAUAAAUUGUGAUUUAAUUACUGUAUGACAUAGAAAGUUAAAUAAAUAAACAUACAUGCCUUUCUUAUA